Messenger RNA from Fibroporia radiculosa, 1425 nucleotides. RefSeq lists its product as uncharacterized. Bases 1 to 1425 code for a protein of 474 amino acids. Gene Ontology annotation, biological process: box C/D snoRNP assembly; regulation of transcription by RNA polymerase II; chromatin remodeling. The transcript has 7 exons. NCBI's taxonomy places the organism in Eukaryota, Fungi, Basidiomycota, Agaricomycetes, Polyporales, Fibroporiaceae. Gene Ontology annotation, cellular component: R2TP complex; Ino80 complex; Swr1 complex. The record is from RefSeq and is a predicted model, not a curated record. Gene Ontology annotation, molecular function: DNA helicase activity; ATP binding; ATP hydrolysis activity.
AUGUCCAUGAAAGCAUCGACCUCGAGCGCGCCCGUGGCGCACAAUGCGCUCCCACCUCCCUCUACCGCGUCAGCAUCACGCUCGUCGCGGAUAGCUCCUCAUUCACACAUCAAAGGCCUGGGGCUCACUGUGGAAGGCCUUGCAAACAUAGAUGCAGCGGGUUUCAUCGGGCAGGUCAACGCACGGGAGGCGUGUGGAGUGGUCGUCGACCUGGUCAAGUCGCGAAAAUUCUCUGGCCGCGCAUUGUUGCUGGUCGGUGCACCAGGGACCGGAAAGACUGCGCUAGCACUCGCCAUAUCGCAAGAGCUCGGUGCGAAGGUUCCUUUCUGCCCCAUGGUCGGUUCGGAAGUGUACAGUACAGAGGUGAAGAAGACGGAGGUGCUUGCGGAGGCGUUCCGACGUGCCAUAGGCCUGCGAAUAAAGGAGACGAAGGAGGUGUACGAGGGCGAGGUGACCGAACUCACGCCGACCGAGUCCGAGAACCCUCUGAGCGGGUACGGAAAGACCGUCUCUCAUGUCAUUGUUGGGCUCAAGACUGUCAAGGGUACAAAGCAGCUCCGUCUUGACCCGACCAUCUACGAGGCAAUUCUCAAGGAGAAGAUUGUCGUUGGCGAUGUGAUUUACGUCGAAGCCAACACGGGUGCAGUCAAGCGCGUAGGUCGAUCAGACGCGUAUGCAUCCUCAUAUGACCUCGAGUCGGAGACGUAUGUCCCCCUGCCAAAGGGUGAUGUGCAUAAACGCAAAGAGCUCGUGCAGGAUGUCACACUCGGCGACCUCGAUGCGGCGAAUGCGCGGCCACAAGGAGGACAAGAUAUCAUGAGCGUCAUGGGGAGCCUCGUCAAGAGCGGGCGAACAGAGGUCACAGAAAAGCUGCGGCGAGAGGUGAACAAAGUUGUGAAGGGCUAUGUAGACCAGGGUGUGGCGGAGGUGGUUCCGGGCGUGGUGUUUAUCGAUGAGGUGCACAUGCUCGACAUCGAAUGCUUUACGUACUUGAACGCGCUAUUGGAGUCCCCUAUGGCUCCGACCGUAAUCCUUGCCACCAACCGAGGAAAUGCCCUCGUGCGCGGGACAAGCGACAUCGUUGCACCUCACGGGAUCCCUGUCGACCUGCUUGAUCGAUGUUUAAUUGUCAAAACAGACGGCUAUUCUCACGAUGAGGUUGCCAAGGUCGUUCAGCUCCGUGCAGGAGUUGAGGGACUUCAGCUUGGACCCGGAGUUCUUGACAAGCUAGCUCAGCGAGGGGAAACAAGUUCUUUGAGAUAUGUCCUACAACUCCUUACGCCCGCAUCAAUCCUUGCUAGUCUUGCAGGACGCAAGCAAAUUGAACUAGAAGACAUUAACGAAAUGGGCGAAUUGUUCCUGGAUGCAAAGACGAGCGCGGCCGCGAUUGGUACAGGAGAGCUGGCCGCCGAUAAAACUGCAUGA